AGGGCAAUGGAGAAUCGAGCCUAGCGGUGCAGAACACCUGAUGUAACCUGUCUCCUUUGGGACCUUUACACGCUAAUUAGCUCAUUCAAAAAAAAAUAAAAUAAAAUAAAAAUCACAGGUCACCUUUAAAUUCCUACGAAAUUCUACCUUUAAAUUCGUGGCACAUGCCAUCUAGUGUCCAGGCAAGGAAUUGCAACUUAUUUAAGCCUGUCUGUUUCACCCUCAGGAGAACAGACAGAAAGAAGUUGCUCUCAAGAAGUCUCCUUUCUCUUCAGGGAAGCACAUCGGACAAACUGCCAGUGAGGUGAUGUGUUGAAAACAUCUGUGAAAUGCCACACAGACUCUGUGGGAAAAUCAGACAUAAUUCCAGGAAGGCCAAUGGACACCAGACAGACUAGUGUGGAAUGUUAAAGAGGACAAAAGACUUUGUUGUUUACUCUCCCCUCCCCCCAUGAAGAGGUUCUUGGUGUGAAACAUCAACAUCCCGUGGCCAGCUGGGUGAAGCUGUUCUCGGGACCCCUGGGGAGAUGCAGCUAGACUCAACUCCAGUUUAACAGCCACUAACACCUGCCUGGAAAUUCUUACUUCUGAAAUCCAUUUGCAAGCGUGGACGAGGCGAGUGGGACGAAAGAGCCGUCCUUUGUGUCACUGGCAGAAGGUGAACAGCUCCCAGCUACCAUCCCAGCUUUCCCGAGGGUUCCAAUCUGCUGACCGCUUGCUUUCCAAAGCGCUGUCAGCAAAGCUGCCUGCUUCUCUGAGGCUCAAAGGCUGUCCCAGAAAGAUGAAGAAGCGCUAUCUGAUAGUUGGGAUUCUGAUUGGCUUCCUGGUGGGCCUGGUCCUUUUCUUGGGGUUUUUCUUCGGACUGCGCUCAGCUCCGCAGCCCCCAGCGCAGGAUGGACAUCUCUACAAGAAAGCAGCUGUAGCCACGGAUGCUGGGCCGUGCUCAAUAAUUGGAAGGGAUAUCCUUCAGCAAGGAGGGUCUGCAGUGGAUGCUGCAAUUGCAGCUCUGCUCUGCGUGGGCCUCAUGAAUCCUCACAGUAUGGGAAUCGGAGGGGGUCUCUUCCUCACCAUCUACACCAGCACAGGGAAAGUAGAAGUCAUUAAUGCAAGAGAGGUGGCUCCAAAAAAUGCAUCCCUGGACAUGUUUGGGAACAACACAGAGCUCUCCCUUAAAGGGGGCCUGUCCAUUGCGGUUCCAGGAGAAAUUCGUGGCUAUGAAAUGGCUCAUAAGCGGCAUGGCAGAUUGCCAUGGAAUAGCCUGUUUCUGCCCAACAUCAAGCUGGCGAGAGAAGGGUUCCCAAUUGGGAAAGCUCUAGCAAAAGUCAUCAAGUCAAAAGAGAAAGCGAUUGAAAGCAACCCCUCACUGUGUGAAGUGUUCUGCAGAGGAGGAACGAUCCUACACGAGGGGGAUGUCAUCAAGAUGCCCAAACUAGCAAACACCUAUGAGACUUUAGCCAAUGAGGGAGCAGAUGCCUUUUACACGGGGAGUCUGGCGCAGCAAAUUGUCAAAGACAUCAGGGAGGCAGGGGGCAUCAUUUCAAUGGAGGACCUAAGAGACUAUACUCCAAUCCUGAGUGAAAAUCCUUUAAACAUCACAAUCGGGGAGUUCACCAUGUACACACCCAGUGCCCCCGUGAGUGGCCCGGUGCUAGCACUCAUCCUCAACAUACUGAAAGGAUUUAAUUUCUCCAGUGACAGCAUCACGACCAUGGAGAAAAAGGGUCUGACUUACCACCGCAUUGUGGAGGCCUUCCGCUUUGCGUAUGCCAAGAGGACUUUACUGGGAGACCCAGCAUUUGUCAACAUUACGGAGGUGAUCAGGAACAUGACCUCUGAGUUCUUUGCAGAUAACCUACGGGGGAAAAUCAAUGACAACGCAACCCAUACAGUCGACUACUAUGAGCCAGAGUACUACACUCCAGAUAAUGCCGGUACAUCCCAUCUCUCCGUUGUGGCUGAUGAUGGCAGUGCUGUGUCCGCCACCAGCACCAUCAACCAAUACUUUGGCUCAGAAGUUCGCUCCAACGUGACUGGAAUCAUAUUUAACGAUGAGAUGGAUGACUUCAGUUCACCUUACAUCAUCAAUGGCUUUGGAGUCCCUCCCUCUACUGCAAACUUCAUCGAACCAGGUAAACGGCCCCUGUCCUCCAUGUGUCCAUCAAUCCUAGUGGAUAAAACAAAUAAGAUCAAGAUGGUGGUUGGAGCCUCUGGAGGAACAAAAAUCACCACAGCAACAGCACUGACAAUCAUCAAAUCCCUCUGGUUCGGGUACGAUAUGAUGAAGGCUGUGGAAGAACCUCGAGUUCAUGAUCAGCUGUUUCCCAAUGUCACGGAGCUGGAGCAGAAUGUAGAGCAGGGCAUAGAAGUGGAACUAGAGAAGAGGAAACACGAUAUCAAGAGGACGAACAGUAGUGCCGUCGUCCAGGCCAUUCUGCAAACUGCUGAUGGCUGGGCUGCUGUGUCUGAUUCCCGGAAAGGUGGCUUCCCAGCAGGCUACUGAACUCACUCAAGUUGCUCUGACAGCCUGCUGCUUUGCGGAACUAGCAACCAGCUUACAUGUGGGGAGAGGGAGGCAGGGAAUACUUGAGCACUGCAACUCAGGGACUGUCACAGGAAAGAAUGAAUUUGCCUGUGGUUCUGCUAAUAGAUCUGGACAGAUGUUUUUGAGGGCCAUUAUUGAAAAGUGCCUUUCAACAGAUCAGUGUGCUAAGAAAAAGCACAAAUCUCCCAGAAUAUACAGCACCUACCUAAAGGGUCUAGUCCCUACUCCUGCUCACCAGGGAUUGAGUGCACAGCAUUUGGAAGGUCCAAAGCCCCAGCUACAGAAACUGUUCCUUUAUUUUUCAGCUUUAUUCAGCCAGUGGCUAUCCUUGCCUGUCUUCUAGCAGUGACCGCAUUCCCAGGAGAAAUGUAUGAUGGCGUGUGAAUGGGAUGUAAGGUGCUGGCCACUCUACACUGUAAACUAGUACAUCUGAGCUACAAUCUGAAGAGUGAUUGGGAUAACCCUUCUCCACAGCCUCACCAAUUUUUUAAGACUAUCGUCUUGCUUCUCAUUUCAGGAGUCUGAGGGAUGAUGGGGUAGCUGAAGAAGUGAUGGUGCCAAUGUCUUUUGUUUGUUUUUUAUCUGUUCAAAAGCUGUAAAGGGAAGACAGAGGCUACCUGUUUAAUUUAUGCUGAAAAAGAAUUACAGGCCUAUGGAGGUAAACAUCCCUGCUUUCACCUGUACAGUACACGUGUCCACAAGGAACCAGGAGGCUCUAUAUGACUGAGGCUCUGCAGCAAUUUGGCUCCUUGGUGCAACUCCUUCACGUCCCAGAGAAUAGGCACAUCUAUCUACCCCCUUAUCUAUGAUGAGUCUUCCCUUCUCCCCUCACCCCAAUUUGUCUCUCACUAUUAUCCUUUCUGACAGCAUGCAAGAGUCCAAGGGAAAAAGGAAGGAAGCAUUUAAAGCUGAAUAUCAUAGUAUAAACCACUGCCACCCAGGGCAGCAUGGCAUCUUGUCUUUCAGUUACAAAGCAUAACUUCUGAGGGGUCGGUUUGGUUAUAUCACUUUGAUGCGGUGUCUAGAAGGUGAAAAAAGAAUAAGGGGUGGGGGGGUGCAGGGUGCCCAUCCUUAAACUCCAAAUUUGAUGCAGUUGAAUACAUAGAUUUUUCUUUCUUACCUGCCGCUUACCCCAAAGACUUGAAUAUUGCAGAAGUUGUGUCUUAGAUGAGUGUGAAGCUGUGGUUUCAGCCAACUGUCCCCCUUGAACUUUUGAGUUGCUUGUGACUUUCAGCCAUCUUUAUAACGGAAAUAAGAACAUUCCCCACCUUCAGAGCUCGGGUUCAUUCAUUUGGAUUUGAGAUGCAAGGUGGGUAAAUAAGGCCCAAGCACCCUCGCUGCCUACUGAAGUCUCCCCACCGGGAAACCCUGUCAAACUGGCAGCCUGCUCCUCCCUCCAUUGUCUGUUGGAGUUGGAUGAAAUCCAAGAACUCAAAUAUAACUGGUCUAAACAGGAUUUUAAAAAUCUAUUUGGUUGCAAUAACUGGUGGCAUUAGUAACAUAAACAAGACUGCAUUGAAAAUGAAUGUUAACCUGAAGUAGCUCUCUAAAGAACAAGCUCAAGUAUUUGUUCACCUGUAUUUUAGAACAAGCAACCAAAAACAAAAUCCACAAUAAUAACAACUAAAUGAAAGUCAGGUCAUUCAGAAAGUAUACCCCAAAGGAUUUUAGAGCACAAUGGCAAUUGUGUUCCUAAAUCCUUUAGGUGUGGAGCAGGUCAGGAACUGACUUUUUCCUUUGAGAAUUUCUGAUGAAAACAAAUGUUUUCAUCAAUUGUUGCUGAAAAUGCUCAGAUUUUGCAGUUACCGAAAUUUAAUUUCUUAAAUGUUUUGGGAUGAAAACUUGCUUUUCCAAACUCCUUUUUUUAAUGAAAAAUGUCAGUUGAAUUCAUUUCCUGUCCCAUUCUAUAUAGGUCCUUUGGCGACAGGGCAAGAUUCUCAAACUUUUUCCACAGUAUGUCAAGGUUUAGCUGUCACGGUGUUGCUUUGAUAAUACAGAAACCGCAAUAUGAGUUAUUUUCUAGCUGACAAACAAGUGCCAAAGUAUGGCCUUCAAAGAUUUGACCUGAGUUGCACUGAUUAUGUUUAAAAUAAAUAAAUAAAUCCAUAACUGUGAACUGACAUGGCAUGAUUUAAAGUCCCAGUAGAGGAAAUUAAGUAGACCUUGGGUACUAUUUUGGAACGCACCAGAGCAAAUCAAUCUAAAAUGACUUCUUUAGCGUCUCCAAAUCUUUAUAAUGACACCAGUUUUCUCACAGCACUCUAAUUAAAGGAGCCUGAUAAGCUCCUUAGCAAGAGUUAGGCUGUUGCUAUUUCACAAUCAUUGUGGUAAUUUUCAGACCCCCCCCACAAUUCAGUGCAUAAUGCAGGACCCAGGGAUCAAGCCAUGCAAGCACAGUCCAGGCAAAGACACCCUUGUUUCAGAGGUGAAGUGCAACAUGUGGCUGUUCAAAACCACCUUGCUGCUAUUGUAAGAAAUGCCAGAAUGACUCGGGAUGGUAGAGAAAUGGAAACCACAAAACCACACUGCUGGUUCCAUUCGCUAAGAACUGAUCCGUUGGUGGGUGAGGUAGGGCUGCAGGCUAAAAAUUCCCAGCAUCUACAAGCCAUUUGUAAAAGUAGUUUAUUAAAAAUAUAGCUUUGUAAAACAAACUUCACCUGGAAAAUAGAAACAUAUCCUCUGCUCACAGUGUCAUGUAAAGUCUAUGGAAGGUGGCAGUGUGCAGAUAAACUGGCCCCUGCCCUUGGCAGCAAUCAGCCUGGGGGAGCCAAACACUGGAGAAGCCCAGGGCUAGACCUGAGUGAUGCUGGGGUCAGGCUUGAGGUGUAAUAUGGUAGCAAAAAUAGCUCCUGCCUCCUUCCAGCCAGUUCCUCAUUUUUAAAACACACUAAGCAACAUUCACCCAGCCAAAAGUAAUGACCGCUCUAGCGCUACUUCUGUUCAGUUUAUCAGCCUAGUGUUUUAUGGUUCUACAUGACAGUUCUGCUGGAAUACAGUCAGUGGGCCUGCUCUUGAAGAGUUGGGUCCAUUUUUGAAAUUACUGUUUUGGGCCUAUGUACUUACCCCAGAGUGGCAACUAAUUGUAGUCAUCAGUGCUACCACUGAGAUGUCAGUCUACCUGCAACUCAGGUCAUUUGACUGCUAAAUCACAACUGCAAGCACCAGACUGUCACAAGUAUGUAGGUGACCUUAAAGAAAAAGCAGGGCCCCUAUCAUUCUACAUACUAUAGAAUGAGUGUUCGCCAAGCAGCAACGUUCUUUUAUCCUGUACCAUUCUGCCACACUUACAUUUACUACUUGUUCAGGCAAGCACUUUAAAACGUAAGCCCCGCUUCAGGAAAACACAUGCUUUACAUACUUGUCAGAGUACGAAAAAAGAAAUUUGUUUUCCAGACAAAACAUCAAGAUCCUGUUGUGGUUCUAGUGCAACCAUAUUGCUGUAUGAGCCAACAGUAUGAUGCAGCAGUAGCUGCUCAUGGAGGUUGAUGCCAUAAAGACAGUUUCUUGGUGUACAAUUCCUGAAGGAAAACAGCUCUCUCUGUAGCAAGUUUCAUUUUCAACAGCAUUGAAAUACAUCUAUAGGCUGACUUUGUUUCUCCACGUUAAUAGGUUUCUAAGUGGCUUGCAUUUUAUUUACAUGAUAGGGGCUUAUGGGUAGAAAAGGCAGGCAUCCAGCAAUCUGGUUUCAUAAGAUAUAGAAUUUUUUUUAAAGGCAUGUACUCAGCCAUUUGUGACAAAACGAUUACAGUGAGAAGGGUUUGCGGAGACAUAAGCAUGAGUUU
Molecule: messenger RNA, 6324 nt
Organism: Chelonia mydas (Green sea turtle)
Lineage: Eukaryota; Metazoa; Chordata; Testudines; Cheloniidae
Gene: GGT1
Product: gamma-glutamyltransferase 1
Exons: 17
Coding region: 782-2500 (572 amino acids)
Biological process (GO): peptide modification; glutathione catabolic process; regulation of immune system process
Cellular component (GO): plasma membrane
Molecular function (GO): glutathione gamma-glutamate hydrolase
Source: RefSeq, a predicted model, not a curated record